Messenger RNA from Corticium candelabrum, 1760 nucleotides. RefSeq lists its product as uncharacterized. NCBI's taxonomy places the organism in Eukaryota, Metazoa, Porifera, Homoscleromorpha, Homosclerophorida, Plakinidae. Bases 105 to 1550 code for a protein of 481 amino acids. Gene Ontology annotation, cellular component: plasma membrane; exocytic vesicle. The record is from RefSeq and is a predicted model, not a curated record. The transcript is spliced from 2 exons. Gene Ontology annotation, molecular function: SNARE binding; phosphatidylserine binding; clathrin binding. Gene Ontology annotation, biological process: calcium-ion regulated exocytosis; regulation of calcium ion-dependent exocytosis; regulation of dopamine secretion.
CGAGUGCAGGUGCAUUCAUUCUACACGACUCGAUCUGUGCUGUACGCAAAGUCUAGUGGGCGAUGACUGCUAGCAAAGUGUGACAAGUUGCAUGAGCUCUAACUAUGAAGGUCCUCAUUGUAGGAGUCGUUUGCAUUGUCAUCGUAGCUGUUGUCUUGCUACUUCUCUGGUUGUGUUCUCGAAGCAAACAAUUAAAACGGUUUUUGCAACUCAAGGACAAGGAAAGCACACCUAUUCUUCAACUACCCGAUCUGACUGUAAGUUACAGUAAUACACAGUGUGUGCAGCCUCGUUUCCAGGAAGGAUCUCUGUAUAUGGUGCCUCACUUGAUUGCCGAUGAUGAGAAAGAUGACUUUGAUGGAAAAGAAAAACAACGAUUGGGAGGCAUAGAUCCUGAUGAGUUGCGAGGACGGCUGCAUGGGAUUCUGUCUCCACUCUCUUGUGGAUUGUUGGAUUUUAGUAUUUAUUAUGAUACAGAGACAAAGCAUCUAUACGGAGUGAUAUUUUGUGUAAGAGAGUUGCCUAUGGUUCGAGACCGACUUCCAAAUGCUCUCAUUCAAGUCGAGUUAGCCUGCACUCAACAGUACGUGUAUUGCACUGCUCUGAAACGUGAAUCAAGCAGUCCUAUAUACAACGAGCCUUUCCAGUUUGGUCCCAUUGAUCUUAACGAUCUCGUUACCUUUGGUAUGCUUCAUUUCCAAGUCUUUCAUAUCGAUCACACUUGGAAGGACAGGUGCCUAGCAUUUGUGGACGUUCCAUUGUCUGAUUUUCCGACUGAGGAUUUGAUAGAGGAUGAGCUAAGUAUCUGUCGAGCAUUGAUCAAGUCAGACUCUGAGCCAUUUAUUAGACCACAUCAAGUAUAUAGCAUCUCCAGAUCGUCAUCAACUGAGACAACAUUCACAAAUACUUUGCCUCGAAGUGGUCAAGAAACACCUUAUUUACAGGAAACAUCUCGUUUACAAUACAGACAGCAAUCACCUCAAAUUUAUUUGACAUCAACUACUGGGGCUAAGACGAUGUUAGAAGCAAACGAUGGUGUACGACAACGACGUGCGAGUAUGUCAGAAAUGACGAGUCUAUAUAAACAAUCUCAGUUCUCAAAACAAGUUACGACUAGUUCACCAGCAAUGCUUCAACUGUCACUUUUGUAUGAUAGAGGCACAGCUCGACUCAUUGUCAUUGUAUUAAAAGCUAAAUAUUUACAACUUCAGCCCGGUGGACUGCCACCGAAUGUGCUUCUCAAACUCUAUAUCUACAACACUGUCACACAGCAAAAAUUCUCGAAGAAAGCGGCAGAAAUACAGAGGAGGACGACUGACCCUGUAUUUAAUGAGUCGUUCAGCUUUCGUCUACCCGAGAGUUCACUGAGUGAUUAUCAGCUUGUGAUCUCGAUUGUCGAUGCAACCGAGAAAAGUCGGUUGAGGCAUCGUUCGAUCGGCGAUAUUGUCUUGGGUUGUAAUGUUGAUGGAGAGAGUAACAAGAAACACUGGCUGAGUGCUACACAUGGUGAUGGCAUCGGGAAACAAGUAACGAUGUGGCAUGUUUUCUAACCGAUAACACUCGCCUUCGAUUUUGUUUCUUACGAUAGUAUUUGUAUUGGUGAUCAGGCAGAUUAUUCAGUGAUACUUGCAGCUGUGGGACCACAGUCAGUCUAUAUUCAGCCGAUUCUUGUAGGACAGUUGUGUGCUAGUAAACAUUGUGUCGAGUUCCAAAAAUACAGAAUCUGUACUGCAGCUGCAGGUGUACAUGUAAUGAUGCAU